GUGUUGUGAUAGACCUAAGAAAAAAUCCCCAAAAAAGUUAUGAAUAUUUGUAAAAUUUUGUGUCUAAAAGAACGUUUAUUGCCAAUAUACCAAGAACAAAUAAAAUUCUUCUUCUAAAUGAAGAAUGAAGAAACAAAAUGUUCGCACGAUAUCAUUGAUCGUGUGUACAUUUACUUACCUAUUAGUUGGAGCAGCUGUAUUUGAUGCACUAGAAUCGGAAACGGAAAAAUUACGCUGUGAGUCUUUACAAGCUGUCGAAGAUAUAAUUAUAAAGAAAUAUAAUAUUUCUCAGGAGGAUUUUAAGGUAAUGGAAACGGUUGUAUUAAAAUCAGAACCACACAAAGCCGGACAACAGUGGAAGUUUACAGGUGCAUUCUACUAUGCAACAACAGUACUGACCACAAUUGGUUAUGGUCAUUCGACACCAAGCACAGUUGGUGGCAAAUUAUUUACCAUGUGUUAUGCAAUUGUAGGCAUACCACUGGGUCUGGUUAUGUUUCAAAGUAUUGGAGAAAGAGUUAAUAGACUGAGCAGUUUUGUUAUACAGGCAGUGAGACAUUCAUUGCAUUGUAAACGAACUGUCGCCUCUGAAGUAGAUUUAAUAUGUGUUGUUACAACACUUAGCUCCUUGACGAUAGCUGGUGGUGCUGCGGCAUUUUCAAAAUUUGAAGGUUGGAGCUACUUUGAUUCAGUAUAUUACUGUUUUAUUACUUUAACUACAAUAGGUUUUGGAGAUAUGGUAGCUUUACAAAAAGAUAAUGCCCUUAAUAAUAAACCGGAAUAUGUUAUGUUUGCUUUAAUAUUCAUAUUAUUCGGUUUGGCCAUUGUAGCUGCCUCUUUGAAUCUUUUAGUACUUAGAUUUGUUACCAUGAAUACAGAGGAUGAACGACGUGACGAGGCUCAAGCAAUGCAGGCUCUACAAGGUUCAGUUAAACUUGAGGGUGAUGUUAUAACUGCGAAUGGUUCCAUAUUGAGUGGUUAUGAAGGACACGAUGGUCAAUCAUUUAGUGGAUCAAAUGUAUCGUCAAUGUGUUCAUGUCGUUGUGCAUGUUUUAGUGCAAAACGACAUAAAAGCAGACAAUUAAAUUCCUACCAAGAUAAUGCGCAUCAAAUGAAAGGCCGACGUUCCCCAUCAUCACAUAUGCGUCAUUUGUUACCCGAAGUUGUUCCAAUGCAGGAUUUAGGCUACGAUUCGCAUAGUCUCAAUCAUCCAUUAGAUGGUGUUGAUGUAGUUGAUACAACUACAUGCUCUCAGCCUCAAUUGCUUAAACGAAAUGUCUCGUUAUUAUCAUUUCAAUAUAAUAUUUAAGUAUUUAUUGUUAUUUGCAGUUUUUUUUAUAUAUUUUUUUUUUUUUUGUCAAAUUUCAACUAUUUUUCUUUUAUUUUCAAUAAUCUUAGCUA
Molecule: messenger RNA, 1401 nt
Organism: Calliphora vicina (urban bluebottle blowfly)
Lineage: Eukaryota; Metazoa; Arthropoda; Insecta; Diptera; Calliphoridae
Gene: Task6
Product: TWIK-related acid-sensitive K[+] channel 6
Exons: 7
Coding region: 125-1309 (394 amino acids)
Biological process (GO): stabilization of membrane potential; potassium ion transmembrane transport
Cellular component (GO): plasma membrane
Molecular function (GO): outward rectifier potassium channel activity; potassium ion leak channel activity
Source: RefSeq, a predicted model, not a curated record